AUGGCCAAGAGACUACUGCCCAACGACGUGGACGUCAACGAGGAGCUCGCCAAGAGGCAGCACGCAGAGAGUGCAGAGCAGAGCAACAUUGAUGCAGAACUGCUCAAGGAAAAGCAAGAUCCAGGUUCUUCAGAGGAGAACGACAACACGGCAGCUGCGGCUGCGGCCGCAGCUGCAGUGUACGGCGGGCUGAUGGGUGCGCACGAAGAGGCAGAUGUGGACGAAUCACAGCUGCAUGCACACGCGCACGCUCACGAGCACGAGCACACGCACGGGGCCAAACCCGAGGACGACGUGGAUGUGGACGUGGAUAUGGGCAAGGACGACGAGCCCAAGCGCGUCGGACGGCGCGGGCGUAAGCCCGCGCCCGUUACUGGGUCCGCAGAAUGGCGCCAGCAGCGCAAGGACUCGCAUAAAGAGGUAGAGCGUCGGCGUCGUGAGAACAUCAACACGGCCAUUAACAAGCUGAGCGACCUGCUGCCGGUCAAGGAGUCCAGCAAGGCAACCGUGCUCGCGCGCGCGGCCGAGUACAUCCAGAAACUCAAGGACACCGAGAAUGCCAACAUCGAGAAAUGGACGCUACAGAAGCUCUUAAGCGAGCAACAGGUGAGCACGCUCACCAAGGCCAACGAGAGCCUUCAGCUCGAGCUUGGCAACGCGUUCAAGCAGAUUGACAUUCUAAAGCGCCAAUUGAAAGCUGCGGGCAUCCCGCUCGACCCGGAGAUCGAGAAACUCGAGGCCGAAACCGGCGACGACAAAUAG
This is a messenger RNA of Lachancea fermentati, 762 nucleotides long. The record is from the annotation of a GenBank genome assembly. Lineage: Eukaryota; Fungi; Ascomycota; Saccharomycetes; Saccharomycetales; Saccharomycetaceae.